AUGGCAGUACAACGCUCAACGCUGCAAUGGCUCUGCAGCCUGCUGGUGCUGGUUGGAGUGGCCAACGCCCUCAAGUUUGAUCUGGUUGCGCACAGCGGCGGCGAGAGCCACAAGAAGGAGAGGUGUAUCCGCAACUUUGUCGGACAGGAGACGCUGGUUGUGGUUACAGCUAAGAUAGACGGCUCCAAAGGCGACGGAAUGGUUGUCAAUAUGCACGUCCGCGAUGCGUUGGGCAACGAGUACGGACGGCCUAGAGAUAUUGUCGGCGAGUCGAGAGUGACGUUUCAGUCUCACACUGACGCUGCUUUUGAUGUCUGCUUUGAGAAUCUGCUUUCAGGAUCCCGUCGACCUAACCCUGCCUCUCGCCACGUCGAGCUCGACAUUGACAUUGGCGCCGAUGCCAAAGACUGGAGCGCCAUCCAGGCCACCGAGAAGCUCAAGCCUGUCGAGGCCGAACUCCGCCGUAUCGAGGAAUUGACCGAGGAGAUUGUCCACGAGAUGGACUACCUCCGCCAGCGAGAGCAGAAGCUUCGCGAUACGAAUGAGAGCACCAACAACCGCGUCAAGUGGUUUGGCGUGACGACCACGUGGAUUUUGAUUGGUCUUUGGGCUUGGCAGAUUAUGUACUUGCGUGCCUAUUUCCGCUCCAAGCAUCUUAUCUAG
This is a messenger RNA of Pochonia chlamydosporia 170, 663 nucleotides long. RefSeq names its product ERV25 protein. Gene Ontology annotation, biological process: Golgi organization; endoplasmic reticulum to Golgi vesicle-mediated transport; intracellular protein transport. The coding region runs from base 1 to 663 and encodes 220 amino acids. The record is from RefSeq and is a predicted model, not a curated record. Lineage: Eukaryota; Fungi; Ascomycota; Sordariomycetes; Hypocreales; Clavicipitaceae. The transcript is spliced from 3 exons. Gene Ontology annotation, cellular component: Golgi apparatus; COPII-coated ER to Golgi transport vesicle; endoplasmic reticulum.